AUGGUGUCAAUCUUCUUCGACACACUCAAGCCUCCCUACUACAACAAUGUGGUAGGGAUUACCACGACUAACUUUGCUGAUCUGUUGAUAAUCGGAGAAAGGAUAGAAAAAGGGAUUAAGCAAGGCAAGAUGGAAAUAUCAGAAGGCUUUGUGAGGCUAAGCCAGAACAAGAGAAAGGAAGAAGAGAUGUAUUCAACCUAUAGAGAAACAAAAGAGAAAACACGGAAAGUAAAUUCUCAAAAGAAUCAAGCUCUCCCAUAUGUUGCAACUACCACACCAAUAUUGCAACCUCCGAACUUCAUGAAAUCAAUAAUCCAAAAUCCAACACCGAUACCACGACAAGGUGUUAAUCGAGAUGUUAGUAUCCCAAGGAAAGCAAAAAGGGGAUUUGACCCUAUCUCGGUCACAUAUACUGAACUCUUUCCUCGAUUACUCCAUGAUCGUCUAAUCACUCCUAUUCCGGGCGAGACUCUGCAACCUUCAUUUUCAAGGUGGUAUAGGCUCGAUAAGCAUUGCGAUUACCAUUCCGGAGUCCAAGGACAUUCAGUGGAAAAUUGCAACGCUCUCGAUAAGGGUUCAAGACAUGGUGAACGCCGGAUGGUUGAAGUUUGA
This is a messenger RNA of Linum trigynum, 612 nucleotides long. Lineage: Eukaryota; Viridiplantae; Streptophyta; Magnoliopsida; Malpighiales; Linaceae. The record is from the annotation of a GenBank genome assembly.